Molecule: messenger RNA, 1029 nt
Organism: Anisakis simplex (herring worm)
Lineage: Eukaryota; Metazoa; Nematoda; Chromadorea; Rhabditida; Anisakidae
Source: the annotation of a GenBank genome assembly
AUGAGCGGUGGAACACGAAGCAAUCAGUCGAAGACUAUGCAUUGGACUGUUAAAGUUGACGGUGGUCCAAGACGUGUUAAUCAUGCAGCCGUUGAGUUGAAUGGAUUUAUUUACUCGUUUGGUGGGUUCUGUUCCGGUGAACAUCAUGACGGAAAAAUCGCACUCGAUAUUCAUGUUCUCGAUACAGAAACAUACCGUUGGCGUAAACUGCAAACACGUAACGAAGAAUCAAUGGGUUCUGAGCUAUCGCUAGGACGAGAAUUAUCAGUGAUACCGUAUCAGCGAUACGGGCAUACCGUUGUAGCAUAUCAGGGUAAAGCCUAUCUGUGGGGUGGUAGAAACGAUACGUAUGGUACAAGCUCAAAAAUGCAUGUUUUUGAUCCUGAAACAUGCACGUGGUCAUUACUGGAUCGGGUUGGUCAAUGUCCACCCGCACGGGAUGGACAUAGUGCAGUUGUUUAUGAAGAUAAGAUGUUCAUUUUUGGUGGUUUCGAAGACGAAACACAACGAUUCAGUCAGGAGACCUACGCGUUUGACUUCAAAACACUGCAAUGGACCGAAAUCAGAGCAACCGUAACCUUUAUUUCUCAUUUUUGUUUCUUCGUCAUAUUCUCCGGCUCACCACCACUAUGGCGCGAUUUCCAUACGGCUUGCGUUCUCGACAGUAAAAUGUACAUUUUCGGUGGUCGAAGUGAUCAACUUGGUCAAUUUCAUAGUUCCAGAGAUUUCUAUUGUAAACGUUUGAAGGUGCUGGAUUUGAAGAAAUUCGAGUGGCAAGAGCCGAACGCGUCUGGUGAUUGCCCAUGGGGAAGAAGGAGUCACAGUGCAUGGGCAUACAACGGUCGUAUGUACAUAUUUGGUGGAUAUAUAGGUACGUCAAAGGUACAUUUGGGAGAUUUGUAUGAAUUUGAUCCAACCAAAUGCAGAUGGCGAUUGUUGACUCCGUUUGGUGAUGGACCAUCGCCCCGAAGGCGGCACUGUACGGUGCUCGUUAACGAUCGACUUUUCCUUUUCGGAGGAACGAUGUGA